CAACCACAACCCAGGUGUAUCUUUCAAAUACCUUAUACCUUCUACCAUACACCUUCUCACAAAUCUUUCAAAGUUUCAAAAACUUGUUAUACAAAAACAUCUUUGUAUAUUUAUUAGUAAUUAUUUAUUCCAUCAAGAUAUAUGACAACCAUGAUGAAAAGAAGCAGAGAAGAGGAUAUGCAAGUGGAAGCACAGGCCAUGGCUAAUUGUGCCUUACUGAUUUUGUCUCGUUUAAACAACAACAACAUUUCUUCAUCAUCAACAACAGAUCAUCAUCAUAACAAUGAUUUUGAAUGCAAGACUUGCAAUAAACGGUUCCCAUCUUUCCAAGCCCUCGGUGGCCACCGUGCAAGUCAUAAUAAACGGCCAAGAUCACUCGGAGAUUUUGUUAUUGAAGCCAAAAAGAACAAGUUGCAUAAAUGUUCUAUUUGUGGUAUGGAGUUUUCUUUGGGUCAAGCAUUAGGUGGUCACAUGAGGCGUCACCGCGAUGAAAUUAAUAAAACGUCGAUGGCUGCAGCAGAAAAGAUGAUGAUACCAGUGUUGAAGAAGUCAAAUAGCUGUAAAAGAAUUUUCUGCUCGGACUUGAACUUAACCCCUAAUGAUAAUGUUGAUUUCAAGUUAUGGCCCACAGCACCGGUUCCAUCUCCUGUUUUGCAUAUCUUUAUUCAAUUCUCUAUUAUCCAUCAAGAUAUGACAACCAUGAAAAGAAGCAGAGGAGAGGAUAUGCAAGUGGAAGCAGAGGCUAUGGCUAACUGUACCUUAAUGCUUUUGUCUCGUUUCAACAAUAACACUUCUUCAACAUCAUCAACAAAUCAUCAUCACGGUGAUUUUGAAUGCAAGACAUGCAAUAAACGGUUCCCAUCUUUCCAAGCCCUCGGUGGUCACCGUGCAAGUCAUAAUAAACGGCCAAGAUUACUUGGAGAUUUUGUUAUUGAAGCCAAAAAGAACAAGAUGCAUCAAUGUUCUAUUUGUGGAAUGGAGUUUUCUUUAGGUCAAGCUUUAGGUGGUCACAUGAGGCGUCACCGUGAUGAAAUUAAUAAAACGUCGACGAUGAUACCGGUGUUGAAGAAGUCAAAUAGCUGCAAAAGAAUUUUCUGCUCGGACUUGAACUUAACCCCUAAUGAUAAUGUGGAUUUCAAGUUAUGGCACACAGCACCGGUUCCAUCUCCUGUUUUGCAUAUCUUUAUUUAAGUUCAUUGAUCAUUUGCUAUUCUAUUAGGAAUAGGAGAAGAUGUAGCUGAUUUGUUAAUUCUCUUAGGGUUAUUCAUUCAUUCAUUUUUCUUGUAUAUUUUCUUAAUUAAUGUAGUUUUUAUAAUUUUUUAUUGCAAUAAAUCGUAAGUUAGUGACUAU
Lycium ferocissimum is the source of this 1350-nucleotide messenger RNA. RefSeq names its product zinc finger protein ZAT1-like. NCBI's taxonomy places the organism in Eukaryota, Viridiplantae, Streptophyta, Magnoliopsida, Solanales, Solanaceae. The coding region runs from base 142 to 1191 and encodes 349 amino acids. The record is from RefSeq and is a predicted model, not a curated record. The transcript has 2 exons.